UCUUGUAUCUGGCGGAGGAAGGCGCCGUGGCCAGACCUUGCUCAACUUCUCCUUCACCAACACACACCUCGCAUCUCCCUCCUGCUGCUUCCCACAAUGGGCGCUUCACCAGUCGUCAGCAGGUGGAUCAUGGCAGGUCUUCUGACUCUCUCCCUCUUCACCGUCACCGCUGCUGUGUCCGCGCUGAAGCCUGAUGCUCUGCAGUGCGGCGCCUGUGACCCGAGCCGCUGCCCAGCCAUCGGAGAGUGUCACCGCGGUAUUACCUGGGACGUGUGUAACUGUUGCGAGGUGUGCUCCAAGGAUAUCAAUGAGGAAUGUGGCGGACCUUGGGAAGCUUAUGGGAAGUGUGGCAUUGGUCUGACCUGUCUGAGGGAUGCCCGAGAGUGUCCCUACCUGUUCCAUCCCCGAGGCACCGCUUCAGACACCGGCUCCAACAUUUGCGACGAGUACCUCUUUAAUGCCAUCGGUCGCUGCGUGCAGAACGAGCAGAUGAUGCACUCCCCGUUCAAGGGCAACCUGGUGAAGAAGAUGCUGGAGGAGGGGAACCGUCAGGAGAUGCAGCAGGAAAAUGACCUGACGGAGUCCAUGGUGGGGAAGAGACUGAUGCUGAAGGGCGUGCUGAGAGGGGUGGAGUACUGAACACACCUCGAUAACUUCCCCGUCACCCUCCCCAGCCAUCCUCCCAGACCUCGAAGUAGUGCUAAAGAGUUAACUAAGUGUUCUGAGAAGGAUGGGAUGCAAGACACUUCAGUAACCACCCAGUCAUUCUUCUCCCUGUCACUUUCCCAGGCCUCAAAGAAAUGCUAAAGUUAUAACCUCCACGCUGACAAGUGUUUUGAGAUUACUGAGACACUUCAUUACUCCCUCGGUCAUCCUUCCCAGCCUCCUCGCUCCACCCAGUCUGACCAGUGUAAUGGAGGUUAUAUUACCCGGUGUAAUUUUGCUUUGAGGUGAAGAUAACACGUCACAGUGCUGCCUUUGCAUUGGUCCUUCAUUUUUUUUAUCACGUUAUCUUUAAAACCCUGUGAAGCUCGGGAGUCAAUCCUCCUUUGUGAAUAACCGCAUGAAAAAUCGAUUUAGUAGAAUUGUGUAACUACUAGUUCAUAUAUUCUUCUCGGUACAAGUCAUGAAAUGAGGCAAGGAUUUCUCGGCCACUCAUUCGUCAUGAGAACAAGAAAUUGCACUUUAAAUGACACAAAAACAACCCUCGAAUUCUAAUGAUAUGUGGUCCAUAUGAACACUGAUAUGGAGGAGAAUAAUCAAAAGCUCCUUGAACCCACAAGUCCCUUUUAAUACAAACACUUCUCUGUCAUUCAAUCACCGUGAAGAAAACAAGAAUCUCCACUUCAUAUCACGUAAAAACUUUUUUUUUUUUUUUUUGUGAUAUAUGGAGCCGUAAAGUAAUGAUAAGGAGUAGGGGUAAGAUAAGGACUGGCAAGACUGGUGACGGCGGGCAGGGAGUGGGAGGCUGAGGAGUUGCAAUUCACGGUGAAGUUGCUCUCUCUUGUGUCUUGCUUGAGCGAGUUUUAGAAGUCACGCAGCCUUGAUUGGUGAAAAGAUGUCAUGUUCAACCUCAUGUAUGAUUAUUUUAUGCUUCUAAUGAUGAUGUAUAAGAUUAAUAAAUGCUCUCACCUUC
Molecule: messenger RNA, 1636 nt
Organism: Scylla paramamosain (green mud crab)
Lineage: Eukaryota; Metazoa; Arthropoda; Malacostraca; Decapoda; Portunidae
Product: serine protease HTRA3-like
Exons: 5
Coding region: 97-639 (180 amino acids)
Biological process (GO): regulation of signal transduction; regulation of cell growth
Cellular component (GO): extracellular region
Molecular function (GO): insulin-like growth factor binding
Source: RefSeq, a predicted model, not a curated record